UGGGAUGAUCUGCAGUUUCUUUCCCGUCUUCAAAACGCAAUCAAGACAUCCCACUGGCGAAGGAUCAAAGGGCAGAUCAGCUGAGACGAUUACCGGGCUUUCAUAACGACCUUCUCUUCUAUCAGCCUAUGAGAAGAGGUAGGCAUAAAAGUAUUCAUGAAGUCCGCAAAUCAAUACUCCGUCUACUCAGUCCACUUUACAAGGAGUCAUGGCGGAGUCUGAUAUCGAACACACGCAGCGCCGUUCCUCCUCCCGGACAUCCUCAUCUUCCCGACACAGCCAAAUAGCUAGGCCCGUUCGCACAAGAUCUCAAAAACGGCAGUCAGCUGCGUCUUCCAAUGCUACCACCACCGACCUCACGUCGUUUCCCUCCCUUUCUCCGGAUCGCUCAGUAGAGGGGUUUUUCGGCAAGCCUGCGUUGAACCGCGCCCUGACGAACGCGUUGUUGGACGAUCAUGAGAGCGGUGAUAGCAGUAGCUCAGGGGAAAUGACUGGUCGGGAUCGAAGGGCAACCUUGGCGAAGUUGACGGGCGGCAUGCCACGAACUUCUGGCCGUGCGGCUUUAUUUGACGACGCGGUCCCGGUUCACGAUUUUCCCGGCGCGCUACACUUGGCGGAUGAUGCACACAUUGAGCGGUUGGUUGCGAGUACGGGAGCUGUGAAAUUGGUUCGACAGUUUGCCCGCGAUUUGGCGCAACGGGAUGCCGAGAUCUCGGCUCUGCGCCAGCGGGCUGAUGCGAGGGAGAGAGAAUUAAAGAGGAUGCUGAGGGAGGUUUCUGUCUCCAAUCAGGAUAUAGAGCGUCGGCUGUAUGCACUGGAGAAUGCACCCCAGAAGGCUGAGAAGGGACAGGAUGAUGCAAAGGUGGAACAGGAAGCCGGAUCCUCGUCUGGCGUUCAUGGGUUGAUGCAGCAAGCAAUGACUGAUAACGUGGGGUCUCGGCAGGAGGAGUCGCUAGAUGCUACCUCUGCGCAAGCUACUCUUCGUGCUCCGCAACGCUUGGAGAGUGAUGCUAAGUCCGGCACCUCUAGUGUUGAAUCGGGAUCAGGAACUACCCGGAAGCGACAAAGCUCUCUUCGCAAUUGGCAGGAUUAUAUCUUCGGUAGUAAUACGGCUAGCCGGAAGACCAGCCGAGCGAGCAGCAUAAUGACUGAUGUCGGAGAAGUCGACGAAGAAGACACCCGGCGCCAGCGGAAUCCAGUUAACGCGGCCCGCCGAAAAGCGCUCGAUGAGCAGCUUUUCAACCCUUUAGGCGGACAAACAGGCUCUGCGGGUGAGAUUAUCGGAAAAAGCCUCGCUGGGGUUUCGGCAAGUGGGGAUGAUGCCAGUGUCCAUUCGCGCAAGUCGUCGAGGUCCGUAUCAUCUUGGGCAGUCAAAUUGUUUGCUGGAAAUCCUCAAACGAACAAGGAAGAAAAUAACACGGAAUCCCCGCGUGGCCGAGCUCUGUCAACUAAUCGGGAAAGGGGUAAAGGCGAUUUUCCAUCCCUUCAGGUCAACUCUAAGGGAGCUAUGUCGGCAGUGGCUGCCUUGAAAAGGAUCAACAGCAACGCGAGCAUUCACGGAGCGCCAGGAAGAUUGACAAGUGGCCCGGGUGCCAUGGCCCGGUCGAAUCAAGUCGGACGCAGACAUGCAGCCUCAAGUGUCUCACAUGGAGCAAGUUCGGAAACCGCUGACCACAACCCAACCAAUCUCGGACCAGUCGAGAUGGAUGCUAUCCUUCCGAUGGAAUCGCGGCCUCCAACACUUUCUCAUAUGUACAACAACUACCAACCUAGUGAGCUUCUGACGGACAGAUUCGGGUUCAUUUAUGAUCAGCGCCGAAAGAAGAGGCAGCGAGAAGCUAGUGUACUCAAGAAUGGUAGCAAUCGGAUAAGCAUCGCGGAGACUCUUAACAGCUUCCGAACCGACAAUUCAGAUGGUGACAGUGAUGACCUCCAGAGGCAGUGCGCCGCAGAGUCUUCACGCUCGCCAGUCCCAUCUCCUGAGGAUCCAGAGUCUGGUGAUGUUGCAGUUCGGAGAUGGCAGGACUAUUUGAGGAUCGCGACGGGACCAGCCGAGCUGUUGUCUCAUACCCCUUCUGCUGGUCCUAUAGUGUCAUUAACCACCGGCGAGAGCCAGCCCCGGGGCCCUGGAGUUGCUGUCGACAAGCGUGGCUCGCUCUCAGUCAACCCGAAUGCUCAGCCAUCAGCAUCUACAUCCGCUGUUGUCGCAGAUCGUCCAGAAUUUGCGGGAACAUCGACCGAAGAACUUGCGGCCACGGCAGCAACCGUCGCUGUAAAUGAGAAUGAACCCGUGAAGUUGCUUCUCGAACAAUUAACUGACCUCCACGACUCGCUGCAGCGCGACAGAACAGUCAGGUGGAACGAGUUUCUGCGCAAAGUGCGUGCCGAGCGGCGGAAGGAAGGGGAAGCCGCGGCGGCGGCGGCAGCAGCUUCGGACCGACCAUUGCAGUCCGUACAUAUGCCGGAGGCGUCUCUUGCGGAUGGCGAGGUUGUAGGGGUAGCUGGCUUGGGGAAUAAAGGCAAGGUCGGCCGCGCGAAAUGGCGGGAGUUCCGAGCUCUCGUCCUCGGUGGUAUCCCCGUUGCUCUUCGAGCAAAGGUCUGGUCCGAAUGCUGCGGCGCAUCUUCCAUGCGUGUACCUGGCUACUAUGAUGACCUCGUGAAGGGAGUCGGCGGCAGUGAUCCUGACCCAUCUGUCAUAGCGCAAAUCGACAUGGACAUCAACCGGACUUUAACAGACAACGUAUUCUUCCGCAAAGGCCCUGGUGUCAAUAAACUCAAGGAGGUCCUUCUCGCAUAUGCCCGUCGCAAUUCGGAGGUGGGAUACUGCCAAGGCAUGAAUCUUAUUGCCGCGUCACUCCUUCUCAUUACACCAGCCGCAGAGGAUGCGUUCUGGAUUCUAGCAUCUAUGAUCGAGAUUAUCCUCCCAGAACAUUACUAUGACCAUGGUCUUCUGGCUUCCCGGGCUGAUCAAGUCGUGCUACGCCAGUAUAUCUCUGAGGUUCUACCGAAACUAGCAGCUCAUUUGGAAGCUCUUGGUGUCGAAUUAGAGGCGUUGACAUUCCAGUGGUUCCUAUCCGUGUUCACCGAUUGUCUCUCCGCGGAAGCAUUGUAUCGCGUAUGGGACGUUGUCUUGUGUCUCAACGCUACCAGUGUUAUCAACCCUGCUCCGACUACCUCCAGUGCGUCGUCCUCUAGCCCCCGAGAUCCCAACGAUUCGAGUGCAUCUGCUACCAAAGAUAUCGUCUCCGGCAACGGUGGAGGAAGCACGUUCCUUUUCCAAGUUGCGCUUGCGUUGCUUAAGCUCAACGAACAACAACUUCUCACAACUUGCUCCACACCCGCCGAACUAUACACGUAUAUCAACCAUCAAAUGACCAACCAUGCAAUCAGCAUCGACGGUUUGAUACAGGCCAGCGAGGCCCUCCGCAACGUCGUGCGUCGCGAGGACGUCGUGGAGCGGAGGGCAGUCGCAAUGCGGGAGUUUGGGGGAUACCCUCCAGACGAGAGUAAAUGAUUUUAUCCUUUUUUUUUCCCGCGUACUUCAUGUUUAACAAUACCCAAGAGAUACAUUCCUUGUUUCUGUUGCGCUCCUUCUAUGAUACCACUUUUCUUUCCUUGAUAUCUAUAGACUGGCAUGGUUUCUUGCAAUUAUACGAUCCUUGAGUUUAGAUUCUUUCCUGCAUCGCUUAAAAUUCAUUCAUUGAUGGCGACUUGACGUC
Aspergillus alliaceus is the source of this 3719-nucleotide messenger RNA. Its product is annotated as TBC domain-containing protein. The transcript has a single exon. Lineage: Eukaryota; Fungi; Ascomycota; Eurotiomycetes; Eurotiales; Aspergillaceae. The coding region runs from base 209 to 3514 and encodes 1101 amino acids. The record is from RefSeq and is a predicted model, not a curated record.